Molecule: messenger RNA, 2032 nt
Organism: Globicephala melas (long-finned pilot whale)
Lineage: Eukaryota; Metazoa; Chordata; Mammalia; Artiodactyla; Delphinidae
Gene: TSPAN1
Product: tetraspanin 1
Cellular component (GO): plasma membrane
Source: RefSeq, a predicted model, not a curated record
CAAAUGUGGGCAUGCAUGCAUGCAUGCGCUUGCACACAAACACACACAUACACUCAUAUAGGGGAGGGAGGCUCUUCUGGGUCCCAGGGCCGCAGGGGCAGGGAAGUCUGGUGAGCAGUGCUGUGUGAGAGCCAGCUCCGUCUCCCCGCCUGCCCACUCAGUGGCAGUUCCCCGGAGCUGCAGUUCCCUCUGGAGCCUCAGCAGAUCCCUCUUUCAGAACUCACUACCAAGAACCCUGAACAGGUGAUGGCAUAGGAUAGAGACUAUCCCGUGAAGUGAAAUCAAUCUGGAAACAGGUUUGGGGAGUUGGAAGGGCCAUGGGGAGGGUCUUGGAAGAGUCUAGGAUUGGUUUCGGGGGGAGUGGAAAGCCCAGGAUACACAGGUGCCAGGGAAGGGCAUGGAGUGACCCUGUAGCGUGGGAGUCAGGCUUGGGGUGCCAGUAGAGGAACCUGGGAUGUUAGGAUUUCAGAGUGCCAGGUGUUGGUAGAGGGCCUGGGCAGUACAGAGGGAUAGGAGCGUCAGGAUGGCAAUUGGGAAAAGUCCUGAGGUGUCAGAGUCCAGAUGCAGGAAAAGCUUGGUGAUUAUGUGAGUCCAGGAUGCUGGAGUCUGGUGUGUCAGCCCAGGUUGGGGGUGGGGGCAGGGAGCAAGGUCCUAACACACACAUCUGCCUCCCAGGAGCCACCAUGCAGUGCUUCAACUUCAUUAAGACCAUGAUGAUCCUCUUCAAUAUGCUCAUCUUUCUGUGUGGUGUGGCCCUGUUGGCAGUGGGCAUCUGGGUGUCAGUCGACGGAACAUCCUUCAUGAAGAUCUUCGGGCCACUAUCAUCCAGUGCCAUGCAGUUUGUCAACGUGGGCUACUUCCUCAUCGCAGCUGGCGCUGUGCUCCUCACUCUUGGUUUCCUGGGCUGCUAUGGUGCUCAGACUGAGAACAAGUGUGCCCUCAUGAUGUUCUUCUUCAUCGUCCUCAUCAUCUUCAUUGCUGAGGUUGCAGCUGCUGUGGUUGCCUUGGUGUACACCACAAUGGCUGAGAACUUCCUGACGUUGAUGGUAGUGCCCACCAUCAAGAAAGAGUACGGUUCCCAAAAAGACUUCACCCAAGUGUGGAACUCCACCAUGGAAGGGCUCAAGUGCUGUGGCUUCACCAACUACACAGAUUUUGAGGACUCUCCCUAUGUAAAAGAGAACAAGGUCUUUCCCCCAUACUGUUGCUUUGACCGUGACAAUGGCACAUUUGUGGAACCCUGCACUGGUGUCGAGGCCCAGAACCAGAAAGUAGAGGGUUGCUUCAAUCAGCUUCUGUAUGACAUCAGAACCAACGCAGUUACUGUGGGUGGUGUGGCAGCUGGAAUUGGGGGCUUAGAGGUAAGGAGGGGAGGAGGUUGGGGCAGGAUAUCCCCAUGGGCUCAGGGCUGCUUGAUCCAUGUCUGAGGCCUUUCUGGAAGAGACAGACUUCUAACAAAGCUUCAUGUCGAAUGUCUGGGGGCCAGGGGCCUAAAGCUUAAGGACCCUGAUCAUGUUUCUUCCUCUCUGCCUGUUCCUUUCUCAUCAGCUGGCUGCCAUGAUUGUGUCCAUGUAUCUGUACUGCAAUCUGAAAUAAGUUGGCUUCUGCCUCCGCCACUGCUGCUGCCAUACAGGAACUGGGAAGGGGCACCCCAGCACUGCCAAGAGGCAGUGAUCAGCGUGGAGACAGGAUCUAACAGUGUCACGUGGGCUGGAGUGGGCCUGGGGCCAAAUAGGCAGCACCCCCUUGAACCUGUGCCAGACUUGUCCUUCCAUUGGUGAUGUUGGGGUCCACCUAUUUCAGAGCCUCUAAGGUAGCCAAUCCUCUUGCCCAUUCCUCCAGUCUGUUUCUUAAACCCUUGAUAUCCUCUCAGGCCAGGGGGGUGGGGUGCUCUUGGUGAUCCCAGUACUCCACAGGGGGGAUUAAAGGCACUGCACCGACAACAUGAGCAUAUGCAAAAUCAGCAGUCACCAGGCAGAUGUGUAGAAAGCACUUCAGAACUCAAAAACCCAUUAAAAUGUUUCCAUUUGGA